AUGCUGCUGAGCACUCUCCCACUGCGACGAUACGCACCUCGACUCGGAUUCUUGGUCGAUAGCUCGGAGUAUCUACGAGUCAAUGCUAGGAGACCAGUUCCUUGGUUUCACGCCUCGCGCCUGCUUGCCACGGCUGCCGCCAGCCCAGUCGAUGGCACACGAACAUUUCAGUCCUCCCCUCCUGUUGCUCCCAACUGGCAUGACGAUAAUGCGUCCACAAAUUCAGUAUCCAAAAACUCUUUCUCGUGGUCAUGGGACCCUAAGUACUUUAAGCACUGGGGUCCAAGUUAUGUCUUGCGACAAUGGCUCACCAAAGGAUAUGGGUUUUCGGAACACCACGAUCACCUCCAGAGAAGCGCCGCUGCUUCUUGGAGUACGCGGCUCUCUAUCGUUGCCUUGCAGGUCGACAUGAUGCGGGCCGAGCUUGCGCAGCCGACAGGUUUAUCUGACCACCUGAUCACGGAGCAACUGCUCUUCCAAAAACUCGAAUUCCUGGCCAGUAAAGGCAUCACGAUGGAGGACAUAGAUCUGUGGCUCUGGAUCCUCAGACCCGAAAAUCCUGUGGAAAUGGUACACCGUCUUUGCUCAGCAGACCGCCCUGUACCUCCUUUCGUUAUUCUCCAGGUCUUGGACUUUCAGCAAGCAUACAAUGAUCCCGAGAUGCUGAGUCGAUUGUAUGCCUGCAUAUCUCGGGCGGUCUGUGGCGAGGGUUUUCCUCAAUUCUCAACACCUGAAGCUCCGAACUGCGAAAGCAAGCCCUCGGAGGCUACCUCUGUUUCGCAGCUCGACAAAGCAUCGCCACAGUACCGAUAUCGCUGGCCACCAAGCCUGUUCAUCCGCCUGCUCAGUAGGAUGACACACCAUAGCCUGCACAUUUGGCCUGCCUCUUUGCCUUCAUUAGCCCGGCUCGCGGAACGUUAUAUCGAGACAAUGACGGCGCCACAAAGAAGCGGGAUCUUCCCGGAGCUCGUUGUUCGUAAAAGACAAAACUAUGUCCACAAUGCAGCCCUGGUCAUCUUCAGCCAUCAUGCUCGAUAUAUGCCUCUGGCCAACCUUAAAUACAACUGGGAAGCACAAAAGGUGAUGCUCGCACUCUCGACCAAGCUGGCACGUCCACCAUUGAUCGAUCAAGCCGGCUUCAGAGCACUCAGGUCUGUCCUGGGUGGGUUGAGAAAGUCCAAAUCAGAGCGGUUAGUUGCCUCUCGACUGUCCAAAUCCUGGCCCCCGUACAGGCAGGCUUGGGAUGGACUGGACGAAAAAAGGCCAGUCGAAGCCGACUAUAGUAGAAGUGUCAAGGCUGGUAUUCUUGCUCGGGAAGCUGGCUAUGCUCCCGAUGACGCCGAUCUAGCUGUGGAUAUAAUCGGCGGUGCAGCUCUUGGCAGGUUGCCAUUCAUACAUUACCGUACUACCAUGCCCCAAAUAGGCAGGAUGGACGCCAGUUCGGCGGUCAUUAUGCCUUGGGCUGCCAGCAUCAAGGCAACUCGAAAUGCGCAGGAGGCCUGGCAGGCUUUUUUGCAACCUCCACAGCCAGGUGUUUCGCCGUGCGCUAUCGUAUACAACGAGAUGUUUAUUAAGUUGUAUGCCCGAGAAGUUGCCAAGCCAGAUGCCCUGCCUGGCACUGGUCCCGAGGUUCAUCCAGUCCAUGAGGUCAACCUCAGUGAAUUUGAGAAGGCUCGCUUGCAGCCUCCGCGCCCAUCAGAGCUCUAUGAGCAGAUGCGGAACCAAGGCAUCAGGCCUGUAGGCCACUGCCUUCAGGUCUUACUGAAGAAUGCGACAUCUCUGAAGCAGAUCACACGCUACUUAAUGGAUAGUCGACAGGAUGUUCAAGCGUCACGUGUGUUUGUUAAGCUCAUCGAUCAACGCUUCAAGACGGAUCAACCUUACGAAUCGGAUGAAGUAAAGCAUCUCCUCAACAUGCCUUUGCAUGUCUUUCGAGCUAGUGCGAUUGGUGUGACUAGGUCUUUGCCGUAUUCCUGGGUACACGAAGGGCUUAAGCGAAAGAAUCCCGACAUACACCGCAUGGAGAACCUUAUCAACAUGACAACGAUCAGGAUGGCACACGAAAAAAGCCCAAACAUGUCUGUCUGGCAUGUUAUAUUUGACGCUUUGGCUCGCCCUGCAAUUGCGGUCUUGCCUCACCCUGGAGGUCUGUCACCGGAGGCGUACGAGACAGAAAAUCGCAUACAUGCAUUGCGAAUGUUCAUGCGUGUUUUCCGCCAUGUGCGUGAAACUACAGGAAUUGUGGACAUCUUAAUGUUUGACAAACUCUGUUUGAUUUUACGUCGUGCCAUCACCGCCAUCAAGUUCCAGAGAGGACGGUCCAAAUAUUUUGACGAAGUAAUCGACGACGCCCAUGCAGCACUCAAGGGCGCGGCUGCGAAGCUCUCACAGCGCAUUGUUACCAAUGAAAACCAGCAAAGCCAGUUUCUCAAACUGCCAUCGUACGGGUAUCGAUUAGGCCCUGUGCAGGUUCGCUCCUACUUUCGGACCCUUGCAUACCUCGGCGACCACGACGAGCUGCUGAAUCGGCUCGAAUGGAUCAUUAGUGAAGGUUUCGGGGACGACGGACAGGAGGAACUGCUCGAUACUGCAAGAGACCCGGACCAUCCGGACCACGAGCGUCUAUACAUCUCUCUGCUCCUGUUCAAGGCCUACAUGUCAAAACAUGUGCCACCAGAGAUGAUGGAGGCGCUCAAGUCAAGGGUGAUCAAGGUCAGCGAGGAAAAGGGCUUGACGUGGUGUUGGCCGGAUGAUGAAGACGUGGAGAGCUUCCUGGAUGCGGAGCGUUAUCGCGGCGAUGAGGCCGCCUUUUGGGAAGUAGCUCAGCAACAGGAACGGACAUAA
Pyricularia pennisetigena is the source of this 2844-nucleotide messenger RNA. RefSeq lists its product as uncharacterized. The record is from RefSeq and is a predicted model, not a curated record. NCBI's taxonomy places the organism in Eukaryota, Fungi, Ascomycota, Sordariomycetes, Magnaporthales, Pyriculariaceae. Bases 1 to 2844 code for a protein of 947 amino acids. The transcript has 2 exons.